AUGGAAGAUAGUUGGAAUCAUAAAUUAACUAUAAAUGAUGAUCCAAAUAUCGUUAAUCUAGGAUUAUUCUGUGUACAGACUUUAAAAAAUACUGCCCUAUUUGAUGAAAAUAAAAAUAUUUCAUUAUUAAUUAGUCAUAUAACAAAUUGUAUUAAUUCAUUGGAUUAUAUCAAUGCAUUAAAACAACUUCAACGAGUACCCAUUAUUCUAAGUUCGGCAGAUAAAUUUUUAUUAUACACAUGUUUUGAAUAUUUUCCAAAACGAUGUCCAGAAGAUAGUAAACAAAACAUUGUUAUUGAAUUUUGUAAUGUAAUGUUAGAACGUUAUGAAUAUAUGUUAGAGUGUCUAUUAUCAUCCAAUGUUCAAUUUAACAAACAUCCAGUUAUUCGCUCAUUAGAAUAUAUUUUUAAUAUUUUUUAUUUAUUAUUAGACGCUAAUGUACCAAAUGCAUUUAUAAAACAUGAAAAAAUUAUUAAUCAUUUACUCACUAUUCUUAGUAAUCAAAAUCUAUUCGAUUGUCUUGAAUUAAAUCCUGAUGAUGAUAUUAAUUAUUUUGAUACUCCAUCUGCUACUACAUUAAUGUUAUCAGCUAUUAAAACAUUUCAUGCUGCAUCAUCUAAUCCAGAUUUAUUACCAAUUAUUAAAGAUAAACAAAAAACAAAAUUAUUCUUAAAAUUAUCUACAGUGAAUCAUAAUGAGAUAAAAAUGUAUGCGAAUAAUAUAAUGGCAAAUACAAUAAGCGAACAUGAAAUAGAAUGUAUGGGUAAUGCACAAGAAAUGACUUUAAUGUAUAUUGAUAAAUUGAAAGAAAUUCCAAAUGAUUCUAAAGAAGCAUCAAAAUUAUUAUCUGGUUUAAAAGCACUUAUUCAACACGAUCAAAUCAAAGAUGAAUUUAUUAAACAAGGUGGUCUCUCAUUAUUAAUUAAACAGGCGUCUAAUGAUCAUUCGAUUGAAGUACAACGUGAUGCUUUAGAUAUUCUAUGGGGUACUUCGUUCAACGCUGAUGCAGCUGCUAUUCUGAAACAAGAUGAAAAUUUUAUGACAUAUGUAAAAUCGCUACAAACAUCAGACAAUCCAGAAUUGAAAAAAACAGCUGAUGGAAUUAUUUGGAAAUUGGAAAAAGAGCAAGAAUUCAAAGAGAAAAAGACUAAACGAGCAGGAACAAUAAAUCAGACGGAUAAUACCAGUGAAGAAGAAGAAGAAUCAACAAAAAUCGUAUACGAUAUAAUGAUCAGUUAUUCAUGGGCCGAUCAAGAUUUAUGUGCAAAAAUUCAUGAAGGACUUCUUGCCAAAAGUUUUCGUGUAUGGUUAGAUAAAAAUGAAAUGCAUGGAUCAACAAUUGAAGCAAUGGCAAAUGCAGUAGAUUCAUCUGAAUUUAUUUUAAUGUGUAUGUCUGAAACAUAUAAACGAAGUGUCAAUUGUAAAUCAGAAGCAGAAUAUGCAUUUAGUCAAAAACGUCAAAUAAUACCGAUUAUUAUGCGAGAAAAAUAUCGUCCAGAUGGAUGGUUAGGAUUUAUUGCCGGUUCACGUAUGUAUAUUGAUUUUGGUGAAUUUGAUGUACAAACGGGAUUAGAAAAAUUAAUUAAUGAAAUUGAAUUAAACAAAAUGAAACCAAAACAAAAACCUCCACCGCCACAAAAAGUAUCUAAUGAUGAUUUACAAUUAGUACAGAAAAGUAGCGAAAAUGUUGUUCAAGUACAACCUGUAGAACCCAAAUACGUCAUCAAACCUGGUACAUAUAAUACAUAUAUAGAAUCGUGGUCAGAAGAGGAUGUUAUUAAUUUUCUACAUGAAAAUAAACUAGAACUCAUGUUACCAUUUUGUCAACAGAUUAAUGGUGAAGAAUUACAUUUUUUGUAUAAAAUGUGUAAAUCAAAUCCAAAUUCUAUAUAUUUAUCUUUAAAAUCUGAAUUAUAUAAAACACAACAUAAAGUAUUACCUAUUGCAACGUAUGUUAGAUUUGUUAAUCGUUUAAAAAAAUACGUUUAUCAAUCAGUUUAA
This is a messenger RNA of Didymodactylos carnosus, 2001 nucleotides long. NCBI's taxonomy places the organism in Eukaryota, Metazoa, Rotifera, Eurotatoria, Philodinida, Philodinidae. The record is from the annotation of a GenBank genome assembly.